Messenger RNA from Musa acuminata subsp. malaccensis (wild Malaysian banana), 1575 nucleotides. Its product is annotated as probable protein phosphatase 2C 78. The record is from RefSeq and is a predicted model, not a curated record. Gene Ontology annotation, molecular function: protein serine/threonine phosphatase activity; cation binding. Lineage: Eukaryota; Viridiplantae; Streptophyta; Magnoliopsida; Zingiberales; Musaceae. Gene Ontology annotation, biological process: peptidyl-threonine dephosphorylation.
AGAACGAACGCGUCUUCUCUCGCUUCACGUCUUUAUAUCUCGCUACGCGGUUUCCACUCGGAUGCGUCUACCGGAGGGGGAGAACGAGAGAGAGCAAGCGAAGCGAUGCGGCGGCGAUUGUGCUGGCACCCAGUGCACCGCUGCUUCGGGUGGUGCGGCGCCCGGGGUGGGGCCGGUGCGGACGGCCUUCUUUGGCAUACGGACCUAAAGCCCCACGCAUCCGGCGACUUCUCCAUCGCCGUCGUCCAGGCCAAUAACUCGCUCGAGGAUCAGGGGCAGGUGCUCGCCUCUCCCUCCACCACCUACUUCGGCGUCUUCGACGGCCACGGCGGCCCCGAGGCCUCCCGAUUCGUCAAUAACCGCAUCUUCUCCCACCUCCACGAGAUUGCGUCGGAGCAAGGAGGCCUCUCGGUCGAGGUAAUACGCAAGGCGUUCAAUGCCACCGAGGAAGAGUUCUUACAACUGGUGAAGAGAUCAUGGCUUUCUCGACCAAAUAUUGCAUCGGUGGGGUCAUGUUGCCUCGUCGGUGCGAUCACAGACAACGUUCUCUACGUGGCCAAUCUGGGAGACUCCAGGGCAGUGCUCGGCAAGCAGGGAAGUGAUGGGAGGUCCGUGGUGGCAGAGCGGCUGUCGAGAGACCAUAAUGUCGCUGAGGAGGAUGUGAGGAAGGAACUUGCUGAACUCCACCCUGAUGACUCCCGCAUUGUUCUAUGUAACAGAGGCGUCUGGCGGAUCAAAGGGAUCAUCCAGGUAUCAAGGUCGAUCGGUGAUGUCUACCUGAAGAAACCCAGUUUUUCCAGGGACCCAUUGUUUCAGCAAUGUGCUGCUCCCAUUCCACUAAAACGGCCUGUCAUGACUUCAGAGCCUUCAAUUAGGACACGUAAGCUUACACAACAAGACUUGUUUCUGAUAUUUGCAUCGGAUGGUCUCUGGGAACAACUAAGUGAUGCAGCUGCAGUGGAUAUUGUCUUCAAAAGCCCCAGAGCAGGAAUAGCCAAGCGACUUGUCAGAGCUGCUCUCACUGAAGCCGCCAAGAAAAGCGAAAUAAAAUAUGAUGACAUAAAACAUAUGGAAAAGGGAGUAAGGCGCCACUACCAUGAUGAUAUAACAGUCAUCGUUAUCUAUCUCGACCAUUUCGAGGGGAAGGCUUCCAAGCUUCAGGGAAGCACUUUUGACUGCACCAGUGCACCCGUGGACAUUUUCUCCCUCAAUGCAGCUACUACUUGAAGAAAUCUUAGCUCUCAUGUGUUGGUUGCAAGAAGGCAUAUAUUUGUGAUCAGGGUGCAACAGCUGACUAAACUGUGGGCAAAAUCUCGGUAUAAGGCGCAAAUUUAGAGUUACAGAACUUAUUGGCUACCAGAAAGAGAUUGAUCCUCGAUUGAGUUAGCUUAGUAAUUGGUGUAGAUAGCUUUGUAUUUGAUAAUUUAGGUUAGCUGGCUAUGGUUUUUUGAUUCAAACAAAAGUGCACUUUCUGAGAGGAAAUCUAAAGUAAUGAUCUCGCCUCUCAUCAGUUGGUCUUUGCGUCCCUGAUUGAGAAUUACUAGUACAAAAAAAGUACAAAAUUUUGAGGAAUAA